ACAUCUUCAUACAGAUGAGACGCUGACGUAAAUUUUCGGAAACUAAUUAUUUUAUCGAGUUGGUUAAUAGAUUCAGUCGUUGCUUUCAAAUUAAAAUAUAUAAAAAAUAAGGUGAUUUGUGGAAAAUUAUCAGUGAAGUGGAAAAAAACUCUAGAAGUUUUGUAAUAGAAACGUUUUGCGCUGGAAGUGUUAAAUGUGUUUUUGCAAGUGGAAGGAAUAAAGGAAAAUACCGUGGCAGUGGAAAGCAUGGCAGCAUCGCACAUCCUGAGCGCGGUGGAGCCGAGCGUGGGCGGCGGCGGGCGCGGCGGCCGCGAGCGCGAGGUGUCCGUGGCGCUAGACGACCGCGACCUGUGGGUGCGCUUCCAGACGCUCACCAAUGAGAUGAUCGUCACUAAGAAUGGCAGACGCAUGUUCCCGGUGGUGAAGGUGUCGGCGGGCGGGCUGGACCCCACCGCCAUGUACACCGUGCUGCUGGAGUUCGUGCAGGUGGACUCGCACCGCUGGAAGUACGUCAACGGGGAGUGGGUGCCAGGAGGCAAAGCGGAGGUGCCUCCGUCGAACGCCAUCUACAUCCACCCCGAGAGCCCCAACUUCGGCGCGCACUGGAUGAAGGAGCCCAUCUCCUUCGCCAAGGUCAAGCUCACCAACAAAACCAACGGGAAUGGACAGAUAAUGCUAAACUCCUUACACAAAUACGAGCCGCGAGUCCACCUCGUAAAAGUAGGCACGGACCUGCGCCGCAUCAUGACGUACCCGUUCCCGGAGACGCAGUUCAUCGCAGUCACCGCGUACCAGAACGAAGAGGUGACGUCACUGAAGAUCAAGUACAACCCGUUCGCGAAGGCGUUUCUGGACGCGAAGGAGCGGCCCGAGGGGUACUACCAGAGGGACUUUGUCGGGUCCCACUACCCGCAGCAGAGCUCCUCGCCGCAUCAGUACCCGCAGUUCGGCGGUUGGUUCGUGGCAUCUCAGUCCCUGUACGGCGGCAGCAACUCGGCGAGCCGGCGGGCGGCGCCCUACCCGCCGCGGCCGCCCUCCCGCCCUAGGACUCUGUCGCCUCCUUCAACCUACAGCACUUCAGAGCGGACAUCCAGCACUCCCGUCAACGGCACCAGCAGCUACAGCUGGACCGGCGGCAGCGGGUACUGGCAGGGGGGCUCCCCGCAGCCGACCUCGUCCCCCGCGCCCUACCGCACCCCCCCGUACCCUGCCCCUCUGGAGUACACCCCCGCGCCGCCCGCCGCCACCCCCGCGCCCGCCGCCGCCCCCGCGCCUCUCUACCCGCUGCAGUAUGAAGCGCCUGCGCAACAUCACUCGCCGUAUUAUCAGCAUGCGUACGCGCCGUAUGCUCAUCAUGCUAUUGAGGAUAUCUCGUACUGGCCUAAUGGAAUAAACAGCUACGGCUACCAAGCAUCUGAGUACGUGGGCGCUGGCGAAGUCUACGGCAGUGCCGAGGGCAUGCCCUACCCUCCACCGACUCUUGAAGGCGCGGCCAUAGACAACCGGUCGCCCCCGCCCUCAGAACAAUUACACGACAGAGAGUACAAAUACAACACGGAGGAAGAAAGGAGGUCACCGUGCGAAGAGGCCACCGCACCUCCUAGAUCUCCAGCCGAGUGAUAUAGUUUAGCAAAUGCGAUGGUUUUGUUGUCCUAUAAGUAUGAAUAUUUUGUUUGGUUUUGUCAUAUGAGUUGUUUAAGAAGUUAAGUUAAAUUAUGAUUACACCUACUAGGCUGCUGUGGGUAGGAUGUAAAGUGGAUGUAAAUAAAUGUGCCUGUUGUAAAGUUACAGAAUCUUAGUAGUAGUAGGUAGGUAAUAAAAGUAAUUUAUCUAUAGACAUGAGUAACUUCAAUAUCUUUCUCACACUAAAAUAUAUACCGAGGUAGAGGUAUCUCACUAUCUACCUAGCUAAACCCUUACCUUACCCUUACUUAAGCCAAGUGUUUCUUUCAUGAAUAAAGGAGCAGUUAGGAUAAGUACGUAGACUAUACUGCACCUAAAAUAAUAUAUUUCAAGUUUGUCGUAGGUAUUUAUUAAUGUGCCUUGAAGUAACUCGUUAAAGUAAUGAAUCUCCAUUUAGGUAGCCUACGAUAUUUUUUUAUAGAUUUGUACAAACUAUACCUAGUUACAUAUAAGUAUAAGAACUCAAAUUGUAAAGUUACGAGUGUUUAAUGUAAUCUAAAUUAAAAUUUAUAAUAAAUGUGUUUUCUGUUUA
Messenger RNA from Plutella xylostella (diamondback moth), 2215 nucleotides. It is a transcript of the gene byn, whose product is annotated as T-domain transcriptional activator brachyenteron. Gene Ontology annotation, cellular component: chromatin; nucleus. NCBI's taxonomy places the organism in Eukaryota, Metazoa, Arthropoda, Insecta, Lepidoptera, Plutellidae. The record is from RefSeq and is a predicted model, not a curated record. Gene Ontology annotation, biological process: cell fate specification; positive regulation of DNA-templated transcription; heart morphogenesis. Gene Ontology annotation, molecular function: DNA-binding transcription factor activity, RNA polymerase II-specific; RNA polymerase II cis-regulatory region sequence-specific DNA binding.